GCAGGUUUGUAGCAUUUAUUGGCCCGGUGUCGGCCGGCCGGCUCUGGCGCUUCGAAGUCUGCCGAUCUCUCUCCCCUUUUGCUUGUCACCUGCACGGGUGGGCGAUGGAUCGCAUCCUGCCCUCCAAUGCUGCUGUCGCCGCCGCCUCCUCCUCCUCCUCUCUGCUGAAGGAUGGGCUUCUCCAGUCCCCCAAGCCCCAGAUGAAGAAGCAGGCGGUGAAGCGGCAUUAUCACAAGCACAACCUCCGGCAUCGCUACGAGUUCCUGGAGACGCUGGGCAAAGGCACCUACGGCAAGGUGAAGAAGGCGCGGGAGCGAUCUGGCAAGCUGGUUGCUAUCAAGUCUAUCAGGAAAGACAAAAUAAAGGAUGAGCAGGAUCUUGUCCAUAUCCGGAGAGAGAUUGAAAUCAUGUCGUCUCUCAAUCACCCUCAUAUCAUUGCUGUCCAUGAAGUAUUUGAAAACAGCAGCAAGAUCGUCAUUGUGAUGGAAUACGCCAGCAAGGGAGACCUCUAUGACUACAUCAAUGAGCGCCAGAGAUUGACUGAGCAGGAAGCUCGACAUUUCUUCAGGCAGGUGGUGUCUGCAAUCUACUACUGUCACAAGAAUGGAAUCGUUCACAGAGAUCUGAAGCUAGAAAACAUCCUUCUGGAUGCGAACGGCAACAUCAAGAUUGCAGACUUUGGCCUCUCUAAUGUCUUCCAGCAAGACAGGUUUCUCCAGACCUUCUGUGGCAGCCCCCUCUAUGCAUCUCCUGAGAUAGUCAAUGGAAGGCCUUACAAAGGACCUGAGGUUGACAGCUGGUCUCUUGGCGUGCUCCUCUAUAUUUUGAUUCAUGGUGCAAUGCCUUUUGAUAGUCAAGAUUACAAGACUCUGGUGAAGCAGAUCACAAGUGGGGAAUACAGAGAGCCCACCAAGCUAUCAGAGGCCUGUGGCCUGAUCAGGUGGAUGCUGAUGGUGAACCCAGAGCGCCGAGCCACAAUUGAAGACAUUGCCAGCCACUGGUGGGUGAACUGGGGCUACAAGGGGCUGAUUGGGGAGCAGGAGUCCUUGCAUGAGAACGAAUCUCCGCUGGCCACAGUGGCAGAGUGGCUGCGCCGCUCCUCGAGGCCCCUCUUUGAAAAUGGCUCCAAGGUACGGUGCUUCUUCAAGCAACACAUCCCUGGUGUCAUGCUGGAGAGGCAGCGCUCGCUGAAGAAGUCAAAGAAGGAGAAUGAUGUAUCUCAUGCUCUGCAAGAGACAGGUCCUGUUCCAGAGAACCUUUCCAAAUCUAUCCUAAAGAGACCCAAAGGCAUCUUGAAGAAGAGAAAUUCCUGUGAGAAGGCCCAGGCUCCCCCUCUUCCUCCAGUGAUGGCAGCUCCAGUUGACAUGAGGAAGGAGGGCAGUACUGGAACUACGGUUGAGAUGCCUUGUGUCUUGUCAUCCAAGGCUUUGAUGUGGAAGGAAGAUGUUGCUGCCACUUCUCCCGUGCCCAAGAAGGGAAUCCUGAAGAAGCCCCCAAAGAGAGAGUCUGGCUACUAUUCCUCCCCAGAGCGUAGUGAAUCGGUGGAUCUCUUGGACUCAAACUUGGACCUCGAUACCAAUGUCUUUGCUGGCAAUCCCUCCUCUGCUCAGAGCUCCAGUGAUGACCAUCACACCAGCAGGAAAGGCAUCUUGAAGCACAAUGGCAAGUAUUCUUCCAGCAGCACUGAGUCUGACAGUGUGCCCGCCAAGGUAUUCUCCACUUUUGCAGAGGUCACCUUGCCCAAGGUGUCCCUGACCUCCCGUAUUCGCCCUUCCAGUGCUGUGAGUGAGGACAGUAUCCUUUCCACAGAGUCCUUUGACCAGCUUGACUUGCCUGAUCGAAUGCUGGGGAGUGGAGGGGUACCAAUGCGUGGCUCUGUCUCUGCGGAUGACCUUCUGCAGCUGGAGGAGGAGACAGGGGGUCGCCGACUCCGCCGCUGGACAGUAACUCGUUGCCAAAACCCUCUUGCAGAUAGCUGCUUCUCUCUGGUGGACUGUGACAAUGUCACCGAGGUCUACAUGCGGGCUAUAGCUAUCAGCAUGAAACUGAGCUGAGGAGCCCAUUGUCAAAAGGCCACUGAAAGACUUGCGCUAAUCAUUGCACACAUCUGCGGUGAUGUCUUGCAGCUCUGACUCUGCUUGGAAGGAACAGAAUUGUCCAAACAAUCUGUACUUCCUUUUGGGGUGGACUAGAGAACGUUCAACAGCCUUUGUCUUCUCCCUGACAGGGUUGGAAGUGCAACUGGCUAGACGUAUUUAUUUGUUGCAUACUGUUUGACUGUUCUUAGAAUGUAAAGAGGAGAACAUUCAUGUUUUACCAGUGGCUUGUAAAAUGGUACAAUAGGGUACAGGAGUGUGUUUGGAGAGAGAAAAAUAUAUGUUGGUAGAAAGUUGGUGGACGUAGAAAAGAAGUAAGGGCAGUGCAGUGGGGCUGGAGACAUUGGGGAGAAAUGGGAGACAAUUGCAGGGCAGUAGGUUAAGAGUGGCAUAAAGACCUGCUUUCUCACAGUGAGUUGAAUACCUAAACAGUGGGAUCCUGUAGCAUUCCCCUGAACACCUUCAUCUCUCCAAACAGACCCUGAUGAUCAUCUCUAAUCCGAGUGAUUGGGAUGGUUAUUUUAUUUGCACUGUGCUUCUUUAAUUGCACAAAGAUGAUAAGAAGUAGAAAUGCCUUCUGAAGUGGAACGAUGUUGUGGCAAGAUACUAGGAAAGGAAUAGCUCUUGAGCUGAAAAAUGAGGUUUCUGGCUUAUUGAAAAGUAUCUGCACUACAAACUUAGAAAGCAGCCUCACUAUAUCCUGGUAUUCUCAGCCCUAAAAGGGAGGAGGGGGCAGGGGCUUGCUGACAUGAUUCUGAGUAUCUUCCAUAAAAUCAAAGCUCUAGACUUUACAUAAGCCAUGGCAGUUGAACUAAAAAGAUAUACAUCAGUUGUGUAAGUCAGAUGUUACCUGUUGAGAACUUAAUAUAAUAACAGCACAUAGGAUCUCAAACAAAUUCCCCAUAAUUCUCUAUGUUUUGGCUUAUUUAUUUUUAGCAUACUAGAAUAUUUUGCUUUUGAAUGGUAGAUUCAGCUGUUUCUUUAAUAAGUCAAGAUGGUUAAAGAUUACUCCUCAGUACAUCUUCCAUCUCUGCAUUCCCCAAAAGAUAUAUUGCAGUUUGAAAAACUCAGUUCAGCUACGCCAGUGACAUUUUGCAGAGGGAAACCUAUUCUGUGGCCGCUGAGUUAACAGUGGUCAUUUGUAAUGCCUGAGACUUGUCUGCCCUUACUUUUGGAAAGGGUCUUGACCAACAUUCAAAUCAAACAGGGACUGGGCAGUGAGGUUGGGGGGGGCACAUUACUUCUGAAUGCCAAAUGGAAGCCUUUACUGGAAUGAGAGCAGAGAGUGAGAUGGGUUUAAAAUAGUAACCACAGCAGGCUUUAAAGAAGUGGGCAUGUCGUCUAUGAUAAAUGUACGUGCCUUAAAAAAGAAAGUAUAAACAAUAGCUUGGAUCCUAAGGUAAGUUAACUAAGCAAGUUCAUGGAAGAAAAGCUUUCUUGCCAUCCUGCUCUCCCCCUAUUCUCUCUAGAGGUCUGGGGUCCCUCCCGAAUAAUAUAGGGUCAGGCUGGGGAUCAGAGGAGGAGAUAUGAAGCUUUCCUUUGAACUUCCUUAAGUUACCUUAUCUUAGAAUCCCAGCCUACAUAUUUGCCUGGAUAUUUGUUACCUGGUGGGGUUUUGUUAUUUUAAAAUACUGCCUUUCUGAACAAUAUGAGCUACUUGAUGAACUUUUUUUAAUGGUUAAAGAUGGUAGACUGUGUGUGUGUGUUUGUUUUUUUAAAAAAGCAAUGACUAAUCAGCAGGAAAAUGAUCUGCAAAACAUUUCCAUCUUGUAACACUUUUGGAUUUGAAAUAACUGCUGCACUACCUUGCCAUGUCUUGUGUGGUUGGCCUUCUAGUUCUUUUUCUUUUUAACUUUUUUGCCACCCAGAGAAGUCAAUUUAAACUGAAAAGCAAAAUGAGACUUGAACGGUCUUGCCUGUGCAGCUCUCCUUUUCGCAAACUGAUAAAGCGAUGGUUAUGCAAAAAGAAUAAAGCAAAAGGAACCAAC
Rhineura floridana is the source of this 4084-nucleotide messenger RNA. RefSeq names its product NUAK family kinase 2 (gene NUAK2). The record is from RefSeq and is a predicted model, not a curated record. Lineage: Eukaryota; Metazoa; Chordata; Lepidosauria; Squamata; Rhineuridae. Gene Ontology annotation, molecular function: tau-protein kinase activity; ATP binding; protein serine/threonine kinase activity. Gene Ontology annotation, cellular component: cytoplasm. The transcript is spliced from 7 exons. Gene Ontology annotation, biological process: microtubule cytoskeleton organization; protein phosphorylation; intracellular signal transduction. The coding region runs from base 105 to 2054 and encodes 649 amino acids.